Phaethon lepturus (White-tailed tropicbird) is the source of this 1086-nucleotide messenger RNA. It is a transcript of the gene GOLT1B, whose product is annotated as golgi transport 1B. Gene Ontology annotation, cellular component: endoplasmic reticulum; membrane. NCBI's taxonomy places the organism in Eukaryota, Metazoa, Chordata, Aves, Phaethontiformes, Phaethontidae. The record is from RefSeq and is a predicted model, not a curated record. Gene Ontology annotation, biological process: endoplasmic reticulum to Golgi vesicle-mediated transport; retrograde transport, endosome to Golgi. The coding region runs from base 4 to 387 and encodes 127 amino acids. The transcript has 4 exons.
GGAAUGGGACUAACAGGCUUUGGAGUGUUUUUCCUUUUCUUUGGAAUGAUACUCUUCUUUGAUAAAGCUCUUUUGGCUAUUGGAAAUGUGUUAUUUGUGGCUGGCUUGUCUUUUGUUAUCGGUUUAGAAAGAACAUUUAGAUUCUUCUUUCAAAAACACAAAAUGAAAGCAACGGGCUUUUUCCUGGGUGGUGUGCUCAUAGUUCUCAUUGGUUGGCCUUUAAUAGGAAUGAUCCUUGAAAUUUAUGGGUUCUUCCUAUUAUUCAGGGGGUUCUUUCCUGUGGUGGUUGGCUUUAUUAGAAGAGUUCCAGUUCUUGGCUCUCUCUUGAAUUUACCCGGUAUAAGCUCGCUUGUAGAUAAAGUUGGAGAAAGCAACAACAUGGUAUAAUGACAAGAGGGCAGAAGACUGAUUCUAAACUUACUGUAUUAUUUAUAAAAUCCUUUUGAAGAAUACUCAGCACAAGAUUAAGUUGUGUACAAUGGAAAAGCUUGUUACAUUCUUUACAUAACAGUUUAACUUAAAAUGUAUAGUCAACAAUAUACACUAGAAAAGAAGCUCAGCAAGUAUGCUUCUAGGAAAGUAACUCCAGAGUUCAGGAAGUAAACUGAAGAGGUAAAAGUCAUGGAAUAACCCUUAUUACAAUUGUUCCAAGACUAUUUUUGUUGUUUUUGGAAAACGUGCUAAAGACAAUGAACCCUUGUGGAAUUAAGAGAGCCUGUACUUUACCUCCUUAUUUUGAAGGUGCACUAGAGCAAACAGGCCUAUGUUUUUAAGGGUGACCCAAACUUAUCCAACCCUCUGCUUGCUAUCCUCAGAGCGGAAAAAGAACCAAAACCAAACCAACAAAAAACCAACAAACAAACAGAAAACUUCUUGUGUAACAAGAGAUGCGUCUUUGCAUAAAGGUUAAGAUGACUGUUCAUCUUUAAGUGUAUUAUGGAAAAAAAAAAAAGGAAACCCUACAUGGUUCUGUUGUAAGCAUUUUUGUAAAUAUGUGGCUGAAAUAAAACAUUGUUAUCUUAAUGUUUCAAAGCCAAAUGUAAGUUGAUUGUAUUUGCCUUCUGUUUCGGAGUAUGCAAAAGGUCA